Messenger RNA from Cryptotermes secundus, 1908 nucleotides. RefSeq lists its product as uncharacterized. The coding region runs from base 104 to 1606 and encodes 500 amino acids. The record is from RefSeq and is a predicted model, not a curated record. The transcript is spliced from 3 exons. Lineage: Eukaryota; Metazoa; Arthropoda; Insecta; Blattodea; Kalotermitidae.
UUACUUUGUGACGAAGAGGAGGGGUGACAGUAGUGUUGCUAGAAAUUUUAAGCAACGUGCAUCAGUUGCACAGUUCGGAGGUUCUACUGGACAAACAAUUGAAAUGGAGAAGGCUACAAAUGCUGACCAUUCCGGGGACAGACCAGAACGUGCAGAAGAGGGAGAGCAGGCCGAAGUUCAUCUGGAAGGUCUGCUUCUGAGAGCAAUGAAGGCAGAUCCUUUUCGUGAGGUGUACGAAGGUAUGCAGGACUUAUUUACUGUUGUGCUAAAAGCUGUCGGUCCAGGUCCUCAGGCUCUGCAGGGUGGUGCAGGUAGAGGACAUCAACCAGUGAAUCAACCUACUGCACAGUCAGUUGCACAGAUUAGAAAAGAAUUGUCAUUAGGAGAGAUGUCAGUAGACGUGUAUAGUUUAGUUCCAGAUGAACAAUCCAGCCGUUGUGACAGAUCUCAAGCCAGUAAUGAAGGUGACAUAACGCCAUUUUCACAUCUACAGGAAUGUUCCAUUCGCCCACAGUCUGUUGACAGUCAUGCCGCUCUCAGAAACAAUGAAGACUCCGGUGAUGUUGGACAUUUGGGCUUUGAUGUAUCUGUCGGCGAGGCACAUGACCAAGUGCAGAAUGAACGCGAUAAAACUUCGAUUCAGUCAUCCAUCUUAAGUCAGAAUCAAACUCUGUGGAUUGACAAGAAAUUACGAGAACUUCAGGCAGUGUCAAAAGAAUUAAAAGACUUACUGCACUUGAUGAAGGCUGAAACAGGUACUGCCGAAGAAAAAUCACGUAUUGAACGAAAUAAUAUGACGGACAGCAGAAUAGACCCUUGUAAUCGUGCGGACCCAAAGAACGUUAAGCGUACAUUAUCCGGAAGUCAAAUUGAAGGACACUCUGACCGAAAGAAAACCAAGUAUGAUGGAUAUAAAAUGCACAAAAAUUCUGCCUUAUGUGUUACUAAAUACUGGGUUGCGAAACUGCAGAGCAGGUGUCACGAACUGCAGGUUAUGUGCGAAGGGGUGAGUUCUGUACUGCCGGGUACGUUGGAGGCCUUUCUGGUGGGUGGUAUCAUUUGCCCAAAUUAUGCCAGACCAUACCUCCAUCUGGCAGAAGUCACCUACACGCUUAUUGGAUUCUCGUCCAAAUUACUUUCUGCCGUGGGAAACAUUAUGAACAAUAUUUCCGGUUCUAAUAUUAAGGAAAUCGCUCAUCUGCUUUUCGCAGUUAAGGAACUGAUUACAAUCUUUCCUCCACUGGAAACGGCUUGUCAGAAUUUGUACUCUGAGUAUCUGCACGAUCGCUCGCCCAGUGACUGUCAUUCAGGCAGCGAAGAGAGCAAACAUUGGCACAUUCAAGCUAGGGCGAAAAUUGAUACGAUAUUCCACCAAAUGGAUGUGGCUUAUGAGCAGUUGGAGAAGGCCAUCCGGAAAAUGAAUAUUAUUUGCGAUAAUGAAGCAGCGUCUUCAGAAAUACCAUUAUGCCAAUUGCGUCCUCAGACAGACUCAAAACAGGUUGAUCCGAAAGAAAUUUUAUUCAUAACUGCAAGAAAAAUCUUGUUAAUUGGGAAACAUAUAUCAUCUCUAAUGGAGGUAAGGAAGUUUCAAGGUCAAGCAGAAUAACUCAUGUCAUUUACUGACACAUGCCGGUUUUAUCGUAUUGACUUAGACGCAACAAAUUUGUUGUAUGUUUUUAACAAUUUGACGAACAUUUUCUUAUGUUUUUCGUUAAGUAAUUGGACAUUGCAAUUGUUUAAAUUUUAAGUCCAGUGUGUUAUGUUAAUAUGUGAAUUUCAUAUCUUGACAGAAUGUUAUGGCUAACCAUUAAGUUGGAAUACAGAGACAUGCGAGAUGAGUCUGUGUGCAAUGUUUGUGCUACAAUGUAACUGUGAAAUAUUCCUUGAAAUAAAGCAAACACCAUAAAA